AUGCUUGCAAAGGUAUAUUAAGUUAACUUCAGAAUAAGAAUUCAAUUUGGCUUUAUAUUCUAAGAAAUUGGAUGUAAGACGAGUAAAAAGAAGAAAUUCGUAAUCGAAAAGAGUCAAAUCAUCAGAUUCUUCGACUAACCUCUUAGUAGUUCAAAAAAGUACAGAAAAUUUGAUUAUUAUUGGAGAUCUAAAAGAACAAAAGGUAUACUUGAUCAAGAGCAUUUAGUCUAUAAACUUGCCAGCAGAGAUCAUCCCGAAAAAGCUUUAAUAGUGUCUAUUGUGUUGCUAGUAUUUCAAGGAAAUUAUAAUUUGAAGGAUGAAAUUUUUCCGCCUCAAUAGAUCCAAAUAGAGGUAGGAAAUGAAUUAGGGAAAUACCAUUACAAAAGUAAAGUAUUUGCAGUUAAAUAUGAUGGCAGUAAAGAAUAAACGUUUUCACUUUUACCAGAUUUAGUAUGCGGUGAGUUCAUUAAGAUAACAUUACUGGGUAAACCAAAUGUAGAGAGGCAUGAAUAGGAUAGAUACAUUGCAAUUAGAUAUGUCGGAGUAGUUGGGAAAAAAAUUGACGAUAUUUAAGCAACUGCUAUCACAAAUCUAUUUAUUAACGAAGAAGUUCAUAUUAAUUAAAGUGAAUCUGAUCUGAAUUAAAAGUUACUAUAAAGAGAGAUAGGUAUUUCUAAACAAAAACAGGAGGAUAGAUAUGGAGUUGUUGAUUAUUACGCCACAAUGAUCGUCUUUAAAAUGAUGGAUCAUUUGCAGAAUGAUUAAGAAGAAAGAUAUUCUUUUCUUAAAGAAUUGAAAUCAUAGGAAUUUCAUUUUAGACAAAUAAAAUCUGAAGUUGAACGAUAUAUUAGAUGUCUAGGUGUUGACGCAUGGAUAUUUUUAAAAGCUUUUAAACUUGAUCUAGAAUAUUUUGAGUAUGAGAUUGAAUAAGCAUUAAUCUCAUAUUGUUCAGUUUCUUAAGCUUUUAAUAUUUUCUGCAAAACAUGCAAAAUCAUUAAAGUGCGCUCUAAUUAGAAACUAGACUUGCUAAGAAUGGUAAAGAAGAAAUUAAACUGA
Stylonychia lemnae is the source of this 1056-nucleotide messenger RNA. NCBI's taxonomy places the organism in Eukaryota, Ciliophora, Spirotrichea, Sporadotrichida, Oxytrichidae. The record is from the annotation of a GenBank genome assembly.